Puma concolor (puma) is the source of this 780-nucleotide messenger RNA. It is a transcript of the gene C4BPB, whose product is annotated as complement component 4 binding protein beta. NCBI's taxonomy places the organism in Eukaryota, Metazoa, Chordata, Mammalia, Carnivora, Felidae. The record is from RefSeq and is a predicted model, not a curated record.
AUGUUUUUGCGGGUUGUGUGCUAUCUUGUGGUUGUGUGGCCGAUUUCUGCCUCAUACGAGAACUGUCCAGAACUCCCCCCAGUGGGAUAUAGCAUAUUUGUUGCAAAGAAGGUCGAGGGACAAAUUCUGGGGACUUACGUUUGUAUCAAGGGCUACCACCUGGUAGGAGAGAAAACCUUUAUUUGCAAUGCCUCUGGGGAGUGGAAUAAUCCCACUCCCACAUGCCAAUUGGGCCACUGUCCUGACCCUGUGCUGGUGAAUGGCGAACCCAGUUUCUCAGGUCCUGUGAAUGUGAGUGACAAAGUCACUUUUAAGUGCAAUGAGAACUAUAUCCUCCAGGGCAGCAACUGGAGUCAGUGCAUGAACGACCACACCUGGAUGCCUCCCUUACCCAUCUGCAAAAGCAGAGACUGUGGCCCUCCUGGGAAUCCGGCUCAUGGCUAUUUUGAGGGAAGAGAUUUCAACUUAGGUUCGACCAUUACUUAUUACUGUGAAGACAGGUACCACUUGGUGGGCACGCGGGACCAACGGUGCGUUGAUGGGGAGUGGAGCAGUGCACUUCCAGUCUGUGAGUUGAUCCAAGAAGCUCCCAAACCAAUUCCACAGACUAAGUUUGAACGGGUGUUUCUUGCCUUUCAGGAGACGAAAGACCUUUGCAAAGCCAUGCGGAACUUUAUGAAAAGACUCAAGGAAAAUUCCUUAACGAUGGAGGAACUAAAAUAUUUUCUGGAAAUUCAGAAAGCCAAGCUGCAGCCAAAAAAUGAUGCCCUGACAUUAUAG